This is a messenger RNA of Camellia sinensis, 2069 nucleotides long. RefSeq lists its product as uncharacterized. Gene Ontology annotation, biological process: protein transport. Gene Ontology annotation, cellular component: membrane. The record is from RefSeq and is a predicted model, not a curated record. NCBI's taxonomy places the organism in Eukaryota, Viridiplantae, Streptophyta, Magnoliopsida, Ericales, Theaceae.
UGCCAAGUACCAACUGGCAUGGCACACAAUUGUUGGACGAAAGCGGCACGUCGACACCUCCAGAUAUAGACCCUAAUUUCUCAGUCGCUUUCUGAUUUUUUUUUUUCUUUGUUUUUUUUUCCCUCAGAUUUAAAAGCAAAAUCCACAAUACGCAAUUGUCAAAAGCGCCUCAGAAGAAUCAAUCUAUCUCCAGGGACCCAACUCUGAGUAGGGUUUCAGAUAUUCAAAUUCAAACGGUUGGGUUGGUUUAGUUUGUACUAAACAAGAUGGGAGGUGGGUUUAGAGUGCUGCAUCUUGUCCGACCAUUCCUUUCAUUUCUGCCUGAAGUUCAGUCUGCCGACAGGAAGGUUCCAUUUAGAGAGAAGGUUAUAUACACUGUGAUCUCUCUCUUUAUUUUUCUGGUAUGCAGUCAGCUCCCUCUGUAUGGCAUACACUCUACAACAGGUGCAGAUCCAUUCUAUUGGAUGCGUGUUAUUCUGGCCUCAAAUCGUGGGACUGUUAUGGAGCUGGGGAUCACCCCCAUUGUGACAUCUGGACUGGUUAUGCAACUCUUGGCUGGAUCCAAGAUCAUUGAAGUGGACAAUAAUGUACGGGAGGAUCGUGCCCUCUUAAAUGGUGCGCAGAAGUUGUUGGGCAUUCUUAUAGCUGUUGGGGAGGCAGUUGCAUACGUUCUCUCUGGGAUGUAUGGAAGUGUUGGACAGCUUGGAGUUGGAAAUGCCAUUCUUAUUAUCAUUCAACUCUGCUUUGCUGGUAUCAUUGUGAUAUGUUUAGAUGAACUUCUUCAAAAAGGAUAUGGUCUUGGCUCGGGAAUAUCCCUUUUCAUAGCAACUAACAUCUGUGAGAACAUUAUUUGGAAAGCAUUUAGUCCCACCACAAUUAAUAGUGGGCGUGGAGCUGAAUUUGAGGGUGCCGUUAUUGCUUUGUUUCAUUUACUGAUAACUCGAACAGACAAGGUUCGUGCACUGCGUGAGGCAUUCUACCGGCAGAACCUUCCAAACGUAACAAACUUGCUUGCUACCGUCUUGGUCUUCCUUAUUGUUAUCUACUUCCAAGGGUUCCGUGUGGUUUUGCCUGUGAGGUCAAAGAAUGCUCGAGGACAGCAGGGCUCAUAUCCAAUCAAGCUGUUCUACACCUCCAAUAUGCCCAUCAUUCUGCAGUCUGCACUUGUCUCCAAUCUUUACUUCAUUUCCCAGUUGCUGUACAGGAGAUACAGUGGGAAUUUCCUUGUGAACCUGUUGGGCAAGUGGAAGGAAUCUGAAUAUUCUGGUCAAUCCGUCCCUGUUGGUGGUAUUGCAUAUUAUAUUACUGCACCAUCAAGCUUGGCGGACAUGGCAGCAAAUCCUUUCCACGCACUAUUUUAUCUUGUGUUUAUGUUGUCAGCAUGUGCUUUGUUUUCAAAAACUUGGAUUGAAGUAUCUGGGUCCUCUGCUAAAGAUGUGGCUAAGCAGCUCAAGGAACAACAAAUGGUGAUGCCGGGCCAUCGUGAAUCAAAUUUACAGAAGGAAUUAAACCGCUACAUACCCACCGCAGCAGCCUUUGGGGGCAUGUGCAUUGGUGCCCUGACUGUUUUGGCAGAUUUCAUGGGAGCAAUUGGUUCAGGGACCGGGAUUCUGCUUGCAGUCACUAUCAUAUAUCAAUACUUCGAGACAUUUGAGAAGGAGAGAGCCAGUGAGCUUGGUUUCUUUGGUUUCUAAGCUUGUAUGGUUUUUCAAAUCCCCACGAGCUACACGAGCUACCCAGCAGUUUUGGUGAGCUAACAAACACUACAGAUUUCAAAUUUGAGAUUGUAGGUUAGUCUGUUAUUGAUCUCUUGAUAUUUUUUCCGAGAAAGUUUGACCCCAUGAAAAUGUUGGAAAGACCAACUAUUCACCUAAAGUGCAAUGUUUGUCAUAAUUUUCCUUAUAAGACAUUUUUAUCACCCCAUAAUCAUUUAGUUCUAUGAGAUUUCAGUUCUUCAUUUCUGAUUACCGAUCUUUGGGGACUUUUAUUUUGUCCAUGUUAUCUUGUGACAUUGUGACAUUCUCUUAUAGUUGAUUGUGAUGUAAUGUUCAUAAUUCAAUUUCAACGGC